This is a messenger RNA of Fonsecaea multimorphosa CBS 102226, 1350 nucleotides long. RefSeq lists its product as uncharacterized. The transcript has a single exon. Gene Ontology annotation, cellular component: replication fork; Rad51C-XRCC3 complex. Gene Ontology annotation, biological process: telomere maintenance via recombination; t-circle formation; resolution of mitotic recombination intermediates. Gene Ontology annotation, molecular function: ATP-dependent DNA damage sensor activity; four-way junction DNA binding; ATP binding. The record is from RefSeq and is a predicted model, not a curated record. The coding region runs from base 1 to 1350 and encodes 449 amino acids. NCBI's taxonomy places the organism in Eukaryota, Fungi, Ascomycota, Eurotiomycetes, Chaetothyriales, Herpotrichiellaceae.
AUGUCCGACCUUCUCGAAGUCCUCCCUGAAUUUCACCUCAAACCACACUCGCAUCUUCUGCAUUCUCUGGAGAAAAAUGACAUUACUGUCGCCGACUUGAUCACUCUCGAUCCGAAAGAGAUUGCCAGAAAAUGCCCUCUUCCUGCGGCCGACGUCCAGAGAUUGGUAGAAGACGUCAUACAAGCUCUGCAACGUGACACACUGCAAGGAGUAAAGAAGCGCAAGAUAAAAGCCGCGAAAGCAGACAAGACAGCAGAUGAUGGACCAGAAUCGCACGAGUUCGAAACGGACUUGCCACAGAAAUUCAGGACUUUGGAUCCGCGUAUAGAUCAAGCAUUGAAUGGAGGAUUCUACCCAGGCCACAUUGUAGAGGUGGUUGGAGAGAGCGCUGUGGGAAAGACUCAGUUCGUCCUCGGCCUGCUGCUCUCUGUUCAACUUCCUCCGCCUAAGGGGCUCGGGAAAGGGUCAAUCUACGUCUCAACUGAAGGACCCCUCCAUACCAAGCGACUGAGCCAAAUGCUGCUUCAUCAUCCUGAGUACGACGCCUUGGAGCCUGAGGAAAGGCCUUCACUUGAUCGUGUGCAUACUAUUGCGACAAACGAUUUGGAAGCACAGGAACAUAUCCUUCGGUACCAACUUCCCGUUGCGGUCCAGCGAUUCAAUAUCGGACUGAUCGUCCUAGACUCAGUGGCCGCAAACUUCCGAGCCGAACAUGACACCCGCACAGCGGCUCAACUUGCUGACCGCGCUUUUGAGCUGGCCAAAUUGGGAAACAUUCUGAGGCGGAUCGCUAUCGAGAACAAUUUAGCGAUCGUGGUCACCAAUCAAGUGUCGGAUCGCUUCGAUGAUUCGAAAAAUCUCCUUCAGUCUUCGUCUCCGGCAACACCAUCCUCUCCAGCCGUUCCAGGAGGGCACGCAUCGAUGUCGGCGGUGCUGGAGAGGCGGAGGGAGGUCCAGGGCCUUGACCAUCAACAGCGCUUCUUCACGGGUUGGGGAGACGAGAAAGGAAAGAUGAUGCAUGAACAAUUGAAGACUCCGGCGUUGGGGCUGGCAUGGGCCAAUCAAAUAUCUGCUCGCAUUGUCCUUAAGAUGGAGAGUGAACGACAGGAAUACGCAGGAGGUAACAUCUGGAAAGACAAGAAGAAAAGCCGGACCUUCUCUGUGGUCUUUGCUCCAUGGGCAGGCCCGACCUAUUGCCCGCUUCGAUAUGAAAUUGCAAUGCAGGGUAUUGUCUCGAUCCCAGACAUCGAAAGUCCCAAAGAGGCACUUGCAGCCGUAGAUAAAGAGCACGAGGACCUGUUGAACGAGGCUUUCUGGGCUACAGAUGACGACGAAGAGUUUCCAACAUGA